Volvox carteri f. nagariensis is the source of this 1676-nucleotide messenger RNA. RefSeq lists its product as uncharacterized. Bases 100 to 834 code for a protein of 244 amino acids. Lineage: Eukaryota; Viridiplantae; Chlorophyta; Chlorophyceae; Chlamydomonadales; Volvocaceae. The transcript is spliced from 2 exons. The record is from RefSeq and is a predicted model, not a curated record.
CGCGAGUCGUGCAUGCGGCUUGACAGUUUUUUCACUUGUUAAAAUAUGUUCACGUCUUACAAACCAAACUUCAUGGGCAUAGUAUAAGACAUUGCACAGAUGGCCACAAGUGCUAACCGGGGUUGGGCAUCGGACGCUAAGCAAAGCACAUGUUACGUGUACAAGCAUACCACAGGAGCUGAGCAUGAUGUGAGCUCCGUGUCCACUCUCUGGUCAACGCUGCGGAGCCCUGGAGAGGACUUAUCGGUCUUCGAGGCGCUACCCGCUGGCACUGCACCCGAAAUCACGCGCAACCACGUCAUUGUUUACAAGAACGCACAGCACAGCGAUGUGGACGCACCCAGCACUUCAGAAGAUGCCAGAAAGUGGCGCAAGCUCUGUGAAACGGCCGGACCAGAGCCGCAGCCAGGGGAGCUCCUACAGCUCGCGGACCUGCUGUAUAAGGCGGAGGUCGUGCUCGUCGAUGAGCUGAAUUCGCUGCUGGCCGAGGCUGGGCUGCGGACGAUCGACCAUGUCGCCGAAGCAGUCCGAAAACUGGGCGACAAGUACAUCAGCUUCGCGGAGAAGGACGAACUCACCACCAUUCUGGUUGCGGCCUUCUCGCGGCUGACGGGCUCAGCCGACGACGCGAAGGCUGCCAUCGCGCAGUGGCCGGAGGUGAUGGACUGGCACCGCCGCCGCGUGGCUUUUGCGCACCCGCUGGGCAACAAGACCAUCGACAAGAGCAAAUUGGGCAAGUUAAAGGCCCAGGUCGCGGUGGAGGAGGUGUACACGCCGGUGCGCUCCGCUGCGAAGGUGCUCAUCGCUGCAGCAGAGCGCGUCACCGAGCUGUGAGGGCAAGGCUGAGCUGUGGAGGCCGGAGACGUUUAAGGGCAGGCAUGCACUGCCUGCCUCUUCAUGCUGCUUGACUUCUUGCUGGCCUGCCCAGGGCUGGCGGUGGUGUGGCCGUUUUUUGCUUGUGGAGCUUAAAACAGCCCGUCAUCAGAGCCGGCAGAUGGCAAACGGGGACUGGCAGCAUCAUGGCUACGGAGGACUGCCUGCCUGAUAAGCGAGGCCAGGGGUGUGCGGCAUCUAGAUAGGCUAGAGUGAUUGGACGAGAUUUAAGGAGCCGUUUGUACGCAAGGAGGCCGUAAAGGUGCGCUGCAGUGGCAGCAUGCUGCAUUGAGAGCAGCAAUUGUGCAACGGUCUUGUAUGUAGCACCAGUGCUAGUGCAGGUCGAGAUUGAGCCAGCAACUGCAGACUACCGUAAUGACUUAUCGGUCAGCUUUGAUGGCGGGUUCGGUGUGUUGCGUGCUUGCUACUGCAGUAUGGGCAUGUCAUAUUGCAUGCUAUGUUGCAAUAUUGAGCAUCUGGACCUCCUAUCUGGUCCCCAUACGGGUCCUUCAGCCAGGACCAGUGCGUGCCUCGGCACAAGAUUUUGGGACGCUUUCAGGGUUUGGCCUUGCAGCUUGAGCCUGGAUGUGCCCCUGGGAAGAAGUUUGCGUCUCCUGACGCUUUACUGCGCGGACUUCAGCAUGGUGUGUCUGGUCUUGUGAUGUUAGGCGUGGCUUUGGCGGACGUUUGCCUAGCUGUGCACGACUGGGUGUUGGGUCGGUAACCCAACAGGGAACAGCUGUUUCCGUGUAACCAAAGACCAUGUGCACAUUGUCACGUUUUUGUAAUCCGCAGGUAGACAG